This is a messenger RNA of Helianthus annuus (common sunflower), 3365 nucleotides long. RefSeq names its product zinc finger BED domain-containing protein RICESLEEPER 2. The record is from RefSeq and is a predicted model, not a curated record. Gene Ontology annotation, molecular function: protein dimerization activity; DNA binding. The transcript is spliced from 7 exons. NCBI's taxonomy places the organism in Eukaryota, Viridiplantae, Streptophyta, Magnoliopsida, Asterales, Asteraceae. Bases 173 to 3271 code for a protein of 1032 amino acids.
UAAAUCGUGAUUUCCAAACACUUCCCUUUCUCUUCACGGCGCACACAUGGUGGUGGGUAGCAUAACACCCUGAACUCCAUUACUCCGGUAGCCGUCGUCUCCCUCACUCAAUCCCUCAUCUCCGAUCACUUUACCGGCCGCAAUCACCAUCAAUUUCACUUACAUUUUAUGUAUGGACAUCGAAGCAGAAACCACUUGCAACGGAACCAAGCGAAAGAAACCCUACGAGGAGCUAAAACCUACCGCUCCCGGCGAUGACGAUCGUACGGUGGAACAUGAGGCCACAUCGGAGAAGAAUUCCGAUAGUGACGGUGGUGGAGUAGACGCGCAGGAGAAUAAAACGGAGGAUUUAGAACUUAUGGAGAAAUCGGAUCGUGAAAUUGCGGCGAGUAUUGACAGGAUCAAGAGAAAUUUGCAGACGAUAGGUGUUAGGUUGCCUGAUGGAGGUGAAAAGUACAAGGCGAAUUUAAGAAGACAUGAAUAUGAACUCGAACGGAGGAAGAAGCUUCAGUUAGAGAAGGCGGAGAAUGGAUGUGAUGAGACAAUACAGCUUUCUGAUCAUAGUGAUGACGGUGCUUCACAUGGCAAAAAGAAAUCCGCAUCAAAGUUUGCCAAAAUUUUUGGCAAAAAGAUGGAGGAAGAGCAAGAAGAUUCUAGGACUGUUUGUGCAUUCGAAAAAGAUUUGACUUGCAUCAAUCGUUGUGGUGGGCGCAAAUUAAAGAGUCAACUUUCGGGUAAGGGUAGAUCUAGGAAGGUUUUAUCUUCUUCACGAUCCAUGAAGACUUCUUUAGUAGAUUUGACAUCUUUAUUCCGGUCGCCGUCGUCUCCCUCACUCAAUCCCUCAUCUCCGAUCACUUUACCUGCCACAAUCACCAUCAAUUUCACUCACAUUUUAUGUAUGGACAUUGAAGCAGAAACCACUCGCAACGGAAUCAAGCGAAAGAAACCCUACGAGGAGCUAAAACCUACCGCUUCCGGUGAUGACGAUCGUACGGUAGAACAUGAGGCUACAUCGGAGAAGAAUUCCGAUAGUGAUGCCGGUGGAGUAGACGCGCAGGAGAAUAAAACGGAGGAUUUAGAACUUAUGGAGAAAUCGGACCGUGAAAUUGCGGCGAGUAUUGAAAUGACCAAGAGAAAUUUGCAGACGAUAGGUGUUAGGUUGCCUGAUGGAGGUGAAAAGUACAAGGCGAAUUUAAGAAGACAUGAAUAUGAACUCGAACGGAGGAAGAAACUUCAGUUAGAGAAGGUUUGUCAUCUCCUCCGCCACAAACCCCCACCCUCUGCCGGCGUCUUCAUCAGCGACGCCAUCUUUUCCGGUGAAGGUAUGUCAAACAACUCGGAAUUUGGACAACAUAGUAUAGGAGGGGAACAUGAGGAUGAAGGCAAUUCAUAUAGUUCGGGUAAACAUCAUUCUUAUGUUUGGGACUAUUUUGACCUAUUACCGGUUGCACCAAAUGGAGACAAAAAAGCAAAAUGCAGUGCUUGCGGACGGGUGUGUGUUACGAAUGCAAGCUCGGGGACAUCUAACUUAAGACGACAUAUCCCUAAGUGUUUUGAUAUUGAUGAGCCUGGUCAGGCGAAAAAACAAAAACGCGCCCCUUUAGAUGAAGCGAUGUACAGGGAGAAGUUAGCAAUUUCAAUUAUCAAACAUAACUACCCUUUCAGCUAUGUUGAGCAUGAGGAAACAAGAAAUUUGCACAAAUUUCUACACGGUGAUGUGAAAUUCAUAACAAGAAAUACUGCAAAGGCGGAUGUCUUAAAGAUAUACGAGCGAGAGAAGAUGAUUCUUAAAGACAAGUUAGAAAAGGUAACCGGUAGGAUAUGCUUGACUUCUGAUUUAUGGAGUUCGAUCACGACAGAUGGAUUUAUGGCAUUAACAGCUCAUUAUGUUGAUGAGAAUUGGAAUCUAAGGAAAAAAGUGCUAAACUUUAGAGUUAUACCCCCUCCACACAGUGGUUCCAUUUUAGCAGAGCACUUGAUCAAUUUUUUAGCAGAUUGGGGCAUCAAGAAAAAAGUUUUUACCAUCACACUAGACAAUGCAAAAUACAAUGACAUAUUAGUAUAUCGUUUAAAAGAUCAUUUGCGUUUGAAUAAUGCAUUAGUGUAUGAUGGAGAUUUUACUCAUGUGCGUUGUUCAGCGCACGUGUUAAAUCUUAUUGUUCAAGCCGGAUUGAAAGUAAUUGAAGGGGCCAUUGAAAGGGUGCGAGAGUCGGUGAAAUAUGUGAGAGCAAGUGCUGCUAGGAAGUAUAAGUUUGCGGAAUGCAUUGAAAUACUUUCACUACAGUGUGGGAAGCAUGUUCGUCAAGAUAUUGUAACGAGAUGGAACUCUACAUAUCUUAUGCUUGAUUGUGCAUUAGCUUAUCGACGGGCUUAUACUCGGUUAGCCUUAAUUGAUUCAAGUUUUCAAACUUCUCCAUCAGAAGAGGAAUGGGUAAGGGUUGAAAUAAUCACGCGACUUUUGAAACUUUUUUAUGAAAUUACGACUUUGUUUUCUGGAAGCUCUUAUCCUACCUCGAACUUAUAUUUUCAUCACGUGUGGAGAAUUCGGUUGUAUAUUGAAAAAGAGAUGUGCAAUGCGGAUCAAGUUAUUAGUGGCAUGGCGAAAGACAUGAAAGAAAAGUUUGAUAAAUAUUGGAAAAGUUAUUCCAUGAUUUUGUCUUUUGCAGCUAUUCUAGAUCCUCGGUACAAGGUUAAGCUUGUUGAAUAUUGUUUUUCAAAACUUAACAUGACAUUUAAAGAGCGUGAAGAGAAAUUGAAGCGUAUUGUGGAUGGUAUGCAUAAGCUAUAUGAUAAGGAGUAUAAUAUUCAAUCGGAGAUAAUGCAUGAUUCUUUAAUACCCGAGAGUUCAAAUGUUGGUGACAAUAUGCUCGACGAGUUGGAUGGGUUCGAUACAUUUCAAAGCCAAUACAAAGUUGUUGAUAAUGAAAAGUCACAGUUGACAUUGUAUUUGGAGGAACCUAGCGUUGAUAGAAAAGUAGAACUUGAUGUUUUACAGUAUUGGAAGGAUAAUCAAGUAAGGUAUCCAAAACUGGCUGUAAUGGCUCGUGAUAUAUUGAGCAUCCCGAUUACUACUGUUGCUUCCGAAUCAUCUUUCAGUAUCGGAGGUCAGGUGUUAAGUAAGUAUCGAACUUCAUUGUUAUCAUCAAAUGUUGAGGCAUUGCUAUGCACACGUGAUUGGUUAUUUGAUUUAGAAGAUGAAAACGAUAACGAAAUGGAUGAAGAUCUUGUUGAAGACAUUGAAGCAUUGAUUCCAACUUUUGGCAACUUUUAGGGAUUUUAAAGGAAGCAUUCGUGAAGAAGCGCAAUUAGUCAAGACGUUUUGUAUGUUAUUGAAUCAGAUCUUUUGUAAAUGCAAGAAACCGAAC